Molecule: messenger RNA, 642 nt
Organism: Nannospalax galili (Upper Galilee mountains blind mole rat)
Lineage: Eukaryota; Metazoa; Chordata; Mammalia; Rodentia; Spalacidae
Product: proliferation marker protein Ki-67-like
Exons: 3
Biological process (GO): regulation of mitotic nuclear division; regulation of chromosome segregation
Cellular component (GO): nucleus; chromosome
Source: RefSeq, a predicted model, not a curated record
GGGCAGCCUCAGUCACCGGGAAAAGAAGAGCCUCCUGGACUCUGUGAGGAAGUGACAGCACAGGUAUGCGUGGCUGCAGCUCCUAGUCCAGGAAAAACUCCCUCAAGGGCAAAUGACCAAAGACGCAGGUCAAGUAGGACCUCGCCUGCCUCCAGCAGAAACAAAUCCCUACAUGAGACAGAUGUUCCGAAGAAGGAGAGGAAGACCGGCAACCUGCCUCCCAAGAGGGCCUCCAUCAGCCGUGGUCAGCAUGACAUCUUACAGAUGAUUUGCUCCAAGAGGAGGAGUGGGGCUUCCGAGGCCAACCUGAUUGUUGCAAAAUCAUGGGCAGAUAUAGUAAAACUCGGCGUGAAGCAAACACAAACAAAAGUUGUGAAGCAUGUCCCUCCAAAGCAGACGAGCAAAAGGCCAAGAAGACCCAACAGCCCUAAGAAGCCUACAAGCCACGUUCACAGUCAGUUUAGCACGGGCCACGCAAACUCACCCUGUACCAUUGUAAUAGGGAAAGCUCAGAUUGAAAAGGUACACGUGCCUGCUCGGCCCUAUAGAAUGCUGAACAACUUGGUGUUGACCCAGAAAAUGGACUACAAUGAAGAUCUGUCAGGUAAAUGCAAUCUGAGCUCCUAGUUACAGCCCUUUUGA